CUAACUUCCGUUUCUUUAUUUCAUUUUUCAUGAACACUACAUUUCAACAAGCCAAUACUUUGGACAUUUUAAAGUCAAAAGCUGAUAUUUAUCUAAACCAACUUGAUAAGGAAUUGUCCAAAAUAGACUAUAUCAAUAAACUAGAGAAGCAAACUGGACUUCGUAAAAGUUAUUUAGCAGUGGGUGUCACUGCAGUUGUGUUGACCAUGGUACUUUUAGACCUUGGUGCUAAACUGGUCACAAAUGCUAUUGCUUGGAUCUAUCCAGCCUAUGCUAGUUUCAAAGCUAUUGAAUCACCCAGUACAGAAGACGAUACUCAAUGGUUGACUUAUUGGACAGUCGUUGGAUUUGCUCAGAUGAUUGAAUACUUUUCAGACAUUUUAUUAUAUUGGUUUCCAUUUUAUUAUACAUUCAAAGUGGUGUUCAUUCUUUGGCUUAUUCUACCUCAAUUCAAGGGUGCGCAUAUUGCUUAUGUUUGUGUUCUGCGUCCCUUCCUUUUAGGCGCACAACCUGAGAUCGAACAACGCAAAAAUAAGCUUUCGGAUACUUUUAAUAAAAUUGGCCAAGACUUGAUGAAAUAAACUUUUUGUUUUAGAACAUUA
This is a messenger RNA of Gilbertella persicaria, 602 nucleotides long. RefSeq names its product TB2/DP1, HVA22 family-domain-containing protein. NCBI's taxonomy places the organism in Eukaryota, Fungi, Mucoromycota, Mucoromycetes, Mucorales, Choanephoraceae. Bases 30 to 581 code for a protein of 183 amino acids. The record is from RefSeq and is a predicted model, not a curated record. The transcript has 3 exons.